AUGACGAUGGGGUGGGGAGAGUGUGGCCCCCUCUACAUCGUACGAGACCCUCCUCAGGGUGUAUUCGGUACAGUAUCGGUCCAGUUCACAAUCACUGAUGUCAAUGGAUCUCUGUACACUGAUGACCUCACACCUUCCUCUGGCUUGUGGUACUUGAGGACGGAGUCAGAUUCAAGGACUCUAGACACCAUGAGCGUGGAGGAGAAUGGCGGUACGGUGUACCUGACAAUAUCUCGCAGUAAUGGCUUGGAGUCAGCCGUCAGUGUGGAAUGGGAGACCCGGUCAGGAACCAGCAUUUGGCAUGCUUCUGGUGUGCAGUGCCCAAUGAAGACUCUGCUUGUGGUCCUGAGGCUGCUCAGAGGUCCAGCUCAGAACCAGGCUGUGCUCUACAAAUGGCAGGGUGUCUUUGUACCUGUGGAGUUUGUCAGCAUCCAGAAUCCCAGCUCUUGUGUGGGUUUUACAGUCAAUGGCUCCAGCUAUGUGGCAGUUUCCCAUGCACACAGCAAUGUGUCAUUAACUGCCACAAUCAGUUUAUUUCGCCUUCAGGCAGACCUCAACCUCACUCAAGAGCAGACUCUUACUGUGAACAGUUUCAGCGUUAAACACUUCUCCACUGAACUCCAGCAAUAUUUGAUUGCUUCUAGUGAGAUUUUUGUGUGGGAUGGAGGCUCAUUCUCCCUUCGUCAAAGUCUUGACUUGCAAGACAUUACCACAGCCGUACCCUUCAGACGAGGCAGCAGUAAUGUACAGCACCUGGCUGUGUGCAGGAACAGAACGGCAUUGCCGUGUCUGAUAUACCAGUGGAGUAAUGGACGAUUCCAAACCCCUCAAACCUUAGAAGUCAGUGCUCGAGUCAAUCAAGUGGAAACAUUUCAGAUGGGAGGAGAUACGUUCCUCCUCAUCAUUACUGAAGGUCCAAGCUCAAAAUGUGAAGUGUUUAUGUGGGGUUCUCAGCAGAACUUCUUCCAGCAGACUCAGUCCAUCUCAUUUCCCGGCCUCUUUUCAGUCCACCCCUUUACCCCUCCUUCUGGAAUAUCUCACCUGUUGCUUGCGGGUCUAAGAGGUUCAGCACUGUACUCGUGGAGGUCAGAUCUGAGGCAGUUUGCUGAAGUACUGCAGUCUCCGUCUGCACAACAAUUCCUGUACCUUCUUGUUCCUUCUCUCAAUUCUACCAAAAGUCUUAUCGUAGCCACUGGAGAAUCAAGUUCUGUUGUAUAUGAGCUGACCUCAGUUUCCAACCAAUCUGACUUCAUCCCCAAUUCAGGAGAGCUUUUUUUCCAACCUGGUGUCCGUGAGCUAGAAAUAGCAGUGAAUGUAAUUGAUGAUGAUGUUCCUGAGGAGGAAGAACAUUUUCGUGUCAGCCUCAAGAACCCCAAAGGAGGGGCAGAAAUUGGCUUUGGUGGUCAAGUGACCUUGUUCAUUCCAGCUAAUGAUGAUGCUUAUGGAAUUAUAGGCUUUGCACAGAACUCUUUAAUGCGAGAGGUGGAUGAGUUGGAGGACAAUAACCCUGUUUCUCUGAGCAUUGAGAGGAGGAGAGGCAGGUUUGGCAGACUUACAGUACACUGGAGCGCCUUUGGUAGUCUGGAGGACAUUUUUCCCACUUCAGGAGUGGUGACAUUUUCUGAGAGCCAGGCUGUUGCUACCAUCUCACUGAAUGUAUUAGCUGAUGAUAUUCCAGAGUUAGCAGAAAAAGUCACCAUUGUCCUGACCAAGGUCAUGACGAUUGGGAUAAUACAGCCGUCCAGAGGAGCCAUGAUCGACCCUCAGCAUACCCAAGCAAACCUGACUAUUAGAGCAAAUGGUUCACCCUACGGAGUCAUUGGCUGGCAUCUCGAUUCCCAGUACUUCAUUACGCCAGAACCUCCAAAGAGCCCAAGCAACAUUACACUAAGCAUUGUGAGAGAUCAAGGAGCAUCAAGGGAUGUAUUAGUUUACUACACCACCAAAGCGGCCCUCCACCUGCCACCUGUUAAUCAGGCUAGUGAGGGAACUGACUAUGUAGCCAAAGAAGCCACAGUCAUCAUGAAAGAAAAUGCUACUGUUGUCUUGGUAUCUGUUACCAUCUUGCCGGAUGAUGUUCCUGAACUGGCUGAGGCAUUCCUUGUAAACAUCACUAGAGUUGAACUGUUGGGAGGAGACACAGGAGCAGCUCAGCCCAGUGUGAGGAGACCUGGUCUGGAGAUAGCUGAGGUCACCAUCCAAGAGAACGAUGAUCCAAGAGGAGUCCUAAGUUUUAAUGUCUCAAAGGAUGUUUCUGGGGCAGUGCUGGCAUUUGAGGUGCCAUCACCUGGAAACAUCCUUCGCUUGGCUGUCAUGCGAAUGGCCGGUAGAUCUGGGAGACUGGUGCUUUACUGGGAGGCGCAAACGGUCACAGCCAACACUGAAGAUUUUAGUCCUUCCUCUGGAAACCUUACCUUUCAAGAUGGACAGGCAGUGGCUUAUAUUGAGAUCACCAUUAUUGAUGACACAGUUGUGGAGCCCACAGAGACGUUUAUGGUGAAACUGGUUCGAGUCCUUGGAGGUGCGAGGUUGGGGGACGAGACAGCAGUGGUAGUCAGCAUCCCGGCCAAUGAUUCUCCUUUUGGUCGGUUCGGGUUUGAAGAGCUAAUGGUGUCUGUGUCUGAGCCACGGUUCCUAAAUGACCCCGCUUCUUUAGCUACACUGACCGUAGUGCGUAGCUCAGGAGGUGAAGGAGUGGUGCAUUUGAUAUGGCUUCUGCAGGAAGAGGGCAGAGAUGACCUAAGCCCUCGUAAUGGAACUCUCAUUUUUAAUGGCAUUGAGUCCAAGAAAACUCUGGUGGUUCAGGCUUUGGCCGAUGCUGUUCUGGAGGGAGAGGAAAGAUUCACUAUCCAGCUGCUCUCUCCAAAGAACGAGCCUGUCAUUGAUCCAGUCAGAGGUUUUGCUACGGUUGUAAUUCAAGCUGAUAUGGGUGCCCUGGGAACUGUAGGAAUAGCUGAUUCCAGCAGGAAUGUGUUGAUUGGCGAGCCAGGAAACAAUUACAAUGGAACAGCUCUGGUCAGUCUUGUAAGAGGUCCAGGCAUCUUUGGUGAAAUUCAGAUCUUCUGGAACAUCACCACAGCUGCAGAUACAGAGUUUGAGGAGACCUCUGGGAAAGUUGUCAUGAAAGACCGCCAGUCUGCAGCUACAAUUCAGCUGACGGCACUAGAUGAUGAGAUCCCAGAAGAAAGCCGUGUAUAUCAGCUAAGACUGAGCUCUCUAACCCCAGGCUCAGAAAUCAACCCUGACAGACAACUUGCCACCAUCACUAUGGCUGCCAGUGACCUUCCCCAUGGGCUCUUCUCCUUCUCCCAAGCCUCUUUGCGUGCCACUGAGGAGGACAGAGCUGUAAACGUGACCAUUGUUCGCUCCAUGGGCCUGUUUGGCAGCGUGUGGGUCAGUUUCCACACAGAAGGCAGAACUGCGAUCAGUGGACAGGAUUUUGGACAGUCCUCUGGUCGGCUGCUCUUCAGGCCUGGGGAGAGCUCAAGGGUCAUUACGCUGACUAUUCUCGAUGAUGACCUUCCAGAAGGACCAGAGGAGUUUUUCCUCAACAUUACACUAGUAGAGCUUCUGAAUGCCAGUUCAAUGGAUUUUACAGUGAGAGAGUACAGCCUACAGAUUGACCAGCCUCCGGCUAUUGGCAAUCUCUCCUCCCUCAUGGUGAUUAUCCAGAAAAAUGACAAUGCUGAGGGCAUCCUGGAGUUUGACCCCAAAUAUGUCAACAUCACUGUUGAGGAGGAUGUAGGAGUUCUGUCCAUCCCUGUACUGAGGCGUGUUGGAUCCUAUGGCCAGGUCACAGCAGAGUUUAUCUCCAAAGGUCUGACUGCUCAACCUUAUUCAGAUUACAUCCUGCUCAAUGGCUCCGUCACCUUUGAGCAGGGCCAAAUCCUCCGCUAUAUCAAUGUUUCCAUAGUGGAUGACACAGAGAGUGAAUUUAAUGAGAUAUUUGAGAUGCAACUCACUGGUGCCACAGGAGGUGCCAUACUUGGAGCUCAGCUAAUUGCACGAAUUACAAUUGCCAAGAGUGACUCGCCAAAUGGUGUUGUACGAUUCAUCAACCAAAGCGCCAUCACUGUUCCAAACCCAAACAGCACCCUCAGACUGACCCUGUUUGUAGAGAGAGCGGAUGGGCUGCUGGGAAACGCCACGGUAAUAUGGCAGAUUCUAGGUCCAAACUCAGAUGAGGUUUUACCAGCAGUAAACACAGACAUUGGUGAACCAGUGAACGGGACGUUCAGUUUCAGAGACGGGGAAGGGGGUGUACGCAGCAUUGAGUUGAAGAUCCUUCCUCAUGGCGAGGUGGAAGUCAUGGAGAAAUUCAUUGUCACGCUCAGUAUCCUCUCUGGAGAGAUGGGUGUUGAUCCCAGAGCCGGAUCUGUCACACUCACGAUUGAGAAGUUUGGAGACCCCAAUGGCAUAGUGCAGUUCACCGAACAGGACCUGAAAGAGCGCAUUUACAGUGAGCCUUCUGACAGCGAAGGACCCCUCAAAAUAUCCCUCCUUAUUACACGCAGAGAGGGUGUCAUGGGUAACAUCACGGUAUUCUGGGAAAUCCUCAGUGAUGCAGACACAUCAGGAGACUUUGCUGCCCUGAAGGGUUCUGUCAUUAUCCUGGCAGGACAGCGUGUGGCAGAGAUAGUCCUCACCCUGCUCCCCGACUCUGUGCCUGAGUUGGAGGAGACAUACAUCCUCCGUCUAAUCUCUGUGGAGGGCGGCGCAGAGCUGGAUGCAGACCGCAGCAGUACCCGUUUGAAGGUCCGGGCCAAUGACGAACCCCACGGGGUGUUUGUCCUUUAUUCUCAAAACCAGUCAGUGGUUGUUAACGUGGCCAACCGAAGUAGACACCUCAUUAUCAGUGUGAACAGGCUGGCAGGGGCGUUUGGCAAUGCCAGUGUGGGGUACCGAAUCGGUUUUACCACCCCUGGUCAGAGUUUUACAGAGGACACAAUCACUGGGAACAUACUGGUGAAGGACGGAGAACGGGAGGCCAACGUUAGAGUGCCAUUUAGUAGCCAGGUGUUCUUUGCGACGGGCUUUAACUUUAGCGUUGAGUUGACGGAUGUGACGCUGAUUGGACCCUUGCUUAGUUCCCCUCCCAGAAUUCAGCUGGAAGCAAAGCUGGCCACCGUUUCUGUUCCUGAAGUGGCAGCUAAUGCUGAGGUAGGAUUUGCCUCUUUGGCCCUGCGUGUCUCAGAUAUAGAGAGUGGCCAGUGUGAGGUGCUGGUGACACGGACAGGCCUGUAUGGAAACAUAACGGUCCGAUGGAGCUCUGGGUUUCCUCCUGGCCAAACUCCACCAGGCUACCAGCCAGGGGACAUCUCGCCAACAUCAGGCACAGUAAUGCUUGCCCACGGUCAGAGGAGUGAGGUGAUCUCUCUCAGUGCUGUUAAUAACAUGUCAGCUGUCACAGCACACGCUGUUUACCUGACCUCUGUAGAGUCAGAUUCACCUGGUGGAGCCCGUUUCAGGACUGGUUAUACAGUAGCUGAGGUGGAGCCUUUGGGAUUAUAUCAGUUUCGUCCUGAUUCUCGGCAGCUGGUCAUUGAGGAGGACGUGCAGACCAUCACCCUCUACGUCCAGCGCCUUUAUGGCUUCCGCAGCAACCGUUCCAGCAUCUCCUACAAGACGUGGCCCGGCACUGCUCAACCGGACAGGGACUUUGCAUCGGUAGCAGACGGACAGCUUCUGUUCGAUUCCCGCCAAGCAUCUGCUGCCAUUCGCUUGUCUAUUCUUGACGAUUCCCUAACUGAACCAGACGAGGAUUUUUACGUGAACUUAACCAGCGUGCGUGUUCUCAGUGCCAGUUUGCCUUCAGUCGAAGCUCAGCCUCGCAUUGUGUCUCAAAAUAGCAUCGCUAGAAUAACCAUCCGUGCUAACGAUGUGGUUAGUGGAUUUUUAAGUAUAGGGCCAGCAAUAAUACAGAUUUCUGAAGACAGUCAGGAGGGUGCCCCCCAAGAGAAGCUUGCCUUAAGAGUACGCAGGUCGGCAGGGCUCACAGGAGUGGUGAGUGCCAAAAUCAGAGCCUAUGCAGGACUCAGAACCCCGGAGGUGGAUGCAGCCCAGUUUCAUCGGGAGCAUAAUGGCACAUGGGCCCUGGAAGGAGAAGACUUUACCUUGGAGACCCAAACUGUCACGCUGUUGGAGGGACAGAAUGAGGUGGAGGUCAGUGUCCUCAUACUGAAUGAUCAGGAACCGGAGGGGCAAGAGGCUUUCUUAAUCUACCUCAGCGAAGCAGCAGGUGGAGCACAGAUUGUCAGCGUGCCAGAUGAACUGGGGUUCACUUCAUUUGCCAAAAUCAUUAUUCUGGGGAGUGAUCUUCAGAAUGGUAUAGUUGGCUUCAGACUGAGCUCUCAGUCCGGUCAGAUCCUGGAUGAGGACUCAGAGAACAGGACAGCAACACUCUUUCUGGAAAGACAGGAAAACAGAGCAUUUGAAGAUGUGCUGGUGUUUUGGCGGGUCACAUUUAGCGCUACAGUUCACUCGGUGGUCAGUCAUGGGGUGAAUCUGACCAGAGAGCUGCAACAGACCUCAGGCACAUCUAUCUGCAGAAAAGGAGAAGUACUCUGUGCCCUCAGGUUGGAGGUCCGGCCAGACAAGGACCCAGAGUAUGAGGUUUGGUUCCUGGUGGAGGUCUAUAAAGUGGGCGAGGGUGCCACCAUAAACCAGACUGCCCGUUUUGCCAAUGUCACCAUGGUGGAGAGUGAUGACCCCCGGGGGCUGGUCUAUUUCGCCCAAGGCUCUAGACUACCUGUGGUCACCCUCAAAGCCACAAGCGUCAGUCUUCAGGUCUACAGGGAUGCCAGUACAGCAUCAACUAUCUCUGUCAAGUACCGCAUGCAGGAGCUUCAGAAAGCUGAGUCUAUUGGACCCACUCUGAUCUGGCCUGCUGUUGCAGGGCAGGACUUUUUCCUGGCGGAGGGCAUCCUGACUUUUGAUAUUGGACAGAGAAGUGCCGGGCUGGACGUGGCUCUCACGCCCAACAUUGGUUCUUCGAACCCAACACCCAAACGUUUCCGUGUGGCUCUCUCUGAUGCCACUGGUGGUGCACGGGUUCACCCAGAAUUCGGGCUAGCUAACAUCACUCUGGUUUCAGACUCGGAGGCUCAGGCAAUAUGGGCCCUGCUGGACCAGUUACAUCAGCCUCUGGAUGAGACCAUCAUCAAUCGGGUCCUUCAAGGGCUUAUCAAUAAAGUCAGUAAGGAAAUCACUCCAGAGCAGCUAACUGCAGUGUUAGAUGCACUAAGCAAGAUUCUGAAAGACGGCGAGCAGACUCCACUUAAAGACAGCAGCCGUGGCCUGACCUAUGACCUCUUGUGUGCCAUGGCGAACCCCAGCAGAGUGGACACUCGAGGCCUGAGCCAGCUGGCGGAGGUGGCAGAACGUUUUGCCUUCAGCCUGCUCACAGACGUCGAGUGUGGGGCGGAAGGAAAGAAAGGCACAACCAUACUGGACACCUGCCCGUAUUUCACCAUAGCUGCUCACCACUGGUACCCCACUCAGAUCAACGGCCACACAUUUACAGGGACAAACUCAGACACAUUCACCCUGCCUGUGAACCUGCUGGAGGUACCAGCCCUUCCAGGAGGCAGCAUGGCCCCGUCUGCUUGCCAAAAAGUGCACUUCACUGAGUACAGUACUGAGCACUGGUUCCUCACCAACACAAAACCCAGUGCAUUAAACAAUAAGGUUUUCUCAGUCAGUCUUCAGGGCAAAGGCUCUAAGCCUCUUGUUGACAGUCAAGAGGUUGUUUACCGCAUACACACUCCUGACCGACGUGGAAAACCUCUCCAAUCUCUCUGCCUCCUGUGGAAUCAGGCUGCCGAGAGCUGGCUUUCUGAUGGUCAGUUCUGUCGUGUGGUGGACGACAGUCAGAAUUUCGUGGAGUGCGCCUGUACCCAUCUGUCCGUCUACACAGCAUAUGCAGAGACCACAAGUUUGGCUUCAUUCAAUGAGGCCUUCUAUGCUGCUGGCUUCAUUUGUAUCUCAGGGUUUGCCUUGGCCGUUGUGACUCAUGUGCUGUGCUCUAGAUUCCUAAUGUUCGCUGCCAAACUCCUCACACACAUGAUGGUGGCCUGCUUAGGGACUCAGAUUUGUUUCCUGGUGUCUGCAUUCCGUGGACGCAUGUUCUCAGAGGACAGUUGUGCUGCUCUUGGCCUCUUCUUCCAUUACUUUCACCUCAGUCAGUUCAGCUGGAUGCUCAUACAG
Molecule: messenger RNA, 8205 nt
Organism: Carassius auratus (goldfish)
Lineage: Eukaryota; Metazoa; Chordata; Actinopteri; Cypriniformes; Cyprinidae
Product: G-protein coupled receptor 98-like
Exons: 42
Biological process (GO): cell communication; negative regulation of adenylate cyclase activity; sensory perception of sound
Cellular component (GO): stereocilium; membrane; cytoplasm
Molecular function (GO): G protein-coupled receptor activity; G-protein alpha-subunit binding; adenylate cyclase inhibitor activity
Source: RefSeq, a predicted model, not a curated record